Messenger RNA from Branchiostoma belcheri (Belcher's lancelet), 2951 nucleotides. Its product is annotated as conserved oligomeric Golgi complex subunit 5-like. The coding region runs from base 1 to 2442 and encodes 813 amino acids. Gene Ontology annotation, biological process: intra-Golgi vesicle-mediated transport. The record is from RefSeq and is a predicted model, not a curated record. Gene Ontology annotation, cellular component: COG complex. NCBI's taxonomy places the organism in Eukaryota, Metazoa, Chordata, Leptocardii, Amphioxiformes, Branchiostomatidae. The transcript has 9 exons.
AUGGCGGGUCAGGAAGAAUCGGAGUUGGCCCUUUUGAGAAAACUUGAAGAGGACGAGGUCUUCCGUCCGUUUCUUCGAGCAGAAUUUGACGCAAAGACUCACGCAAAUGACGUUCUGCACCAUGGCAUAGCGAUUUCUCAGCAGUUGGCGAAAUUGAACGAAGGAAUCAACCUGUUAGAUAGGGAACUACAUAGCCAGGUUGUGGCCCGCCAUGAGGACCUGUUAGUGCAGGCGACGGGAAUCGAGUCGUUGGAGGGCGUGUUACAGAUGAUGCAGACCCGCAUCACUAACCUGCAGGCUGCCGUGGACCGGAUACGCACCAAGAUCGCCGACCCCUGUAACAAGAUCACAUCACGGACCGCACAGCUGGCAAGGUUACAGGCUGCGUGUGAUCUGCUGCGGAGGAUAAUCCGGAUCCUGUACCUGAGUCGCAGGCUGCAGACCCAGCUGCAGGGCGGGGCGCGGGAGAUCACCAAGGCUGCCCAGAGCCUGGACGAACUAGACUAUCUUAUGAAGGGGGCAGAUCUCACGGGUAUAGAAGCCAUAGAGCAGGACCGACUAUUUAUAGAGAGAGCCAGGAGAGAUGUGGAGGAGCAGACCAGAACUAUGCUGGAACAGGGCAUGCAGACUCACAACCAGAUGCAGGUGGCCACAGCCCUGCAGGUGUUCCAUAACCUGGGCUGUCUGUGGGAGCGUGUAGACGGGGUGGUGACCCAGCGUAGGGACACCUUACAGACCGAGGUCAGGAGGGCACUGGACAUCACAACCCUGUCUCAACAACCUACUGAACAGGGCAGGAAGACUGGCGGACCUGGUCGAGCAGCCAUGCCAGCCAUGGGGAACACAGCUAUGUUCAGGGCCACCCUGUGGACUAACCUGGAGAAACUCAUGGAUCAUAUCUAUGCAGCCUGCUCACAGGUCCAGCACCUGCAGACGGUUCUGUCCAAGAAGCGCGACCCCGUGACUCACGUCUGCUUCAUGGACGAGCUGCGGAAGGACGGAAAACCUCCCAUCAUGCACUCCUUCUGGAAGGCGAUCACCCACAUCCUGACCCAGGAGUUCGCACAGGUGGCGGACACAUCAACUUUCCUCAAACAGGCCUUCGAAGGAGAGUACCCAAAGCUGUUACGACUGUACAAUGACCUUUGGAAGAGGAUGCAGCAGUAUCGAGCAAACAUGGCCGCUGCAGAGGAUGCACAGGGUGAAGACUUGCUGGGAAUAGUGGAGAGCGCUGAAGAUGACGUCACAGACGAUGGGCAGGAGGCAGCGAAGUUUGACCCGGAACAAGCCCUGCGUACGACGCUGUCACCAUUCGAGCACGCGUACCUUUCUCGCUCGCUGUCACGGCUCUUCGACCCGAUCAACCUCGUCUUCCCUUCCAGCGCCACGAGUACGCCUUCCCACGAGGAGCUUGACGGGAUCAUCAAGGCGAUAUCGAGCGAGCUGAACGUUGCGAGCGUGGACAUCGGGCUCAGCAUCGUGGUCGCCAAAAACGUUGCCAAGACGCUGCAGCUGUACUGCGCGAAAUCGGAACAGCUGCUGUCCAACGAUGAAGACAUCACGAUGAUCACGACUGGCCAGAACCCGAACAUCGCCGUCGUGAACUCGCUCUACCAGCUGCACCAGUCUGUUAGCAAAGUGCUGGCAACGGUCACCACGCUCCCCCCUCCUGCUACACAAACCAUACAAAACGCCCUCAAAGAUAUCGCCGCCCUCAUGAACAGUUCACUAGAACCCAUGCUCAAGUCGAUCUCCAAGUCCAUCGAAGCAAUCAUACUCUCCAUGCAUCACGAAGAUUUUUCCGGGCCAGUCCAAGAUGGCGGCACGCCCGACGCGUCCAGUUCGGGCUUCAUGAGGGAACUGCAGGACUUCAUUGCUCGUGUCGGGACCGACUGCGUGCCCAAAUUCGAGUGCAGAGAGUUUGUCAUGGAAAGCCUCCAGCCAGUCGCGUGCCGUACCGUAGAACUCUUUGUGCGCCACGCUGGACUCGUUCGACCUCUGGGAGAGGGAGGCAAGAUGAGGUUGGCUGCGGAUUUCGCUCAGGUUGAGUCGGCACUUACCCCUUUCUGUCGGCGUAUAUCGGACCUGGGGAAACCGUACCGGCUGCUACGCGCUCUCAGGCCCCUCCUGUUCCAGAGCACGGAUCACGUCGCUUCCAGUUCCGCACUGGGCGAGGUUAUCCCGUACAGCGCUGCCUUGCAUUACCUAUUUUCCCGCGGUCCCCCAGAACUGAAAUCCCCCUACGAGGUAACCAGAUGGACCAUUCCGCAGUACUCGCAAUGGUUGGACGAACAUCCAAGCGAGAAAGAAAGGCUGCACUUCCUCAAAGGAACGUUAGAAGCGUAUGUGCAGGCAGUCAGGGCAAGGCAAGGCAGGGAGUUUGCCCCCAUCUAUCCCAUCAUGCUUCAGAUGCUGCAGAAGGGAGUGGAGGCUGCUGGGUAAUGUUACCCAGAAGGCUUUUGCCUGUAGUACCAUCACAGCAAUCCUGUAGUUUCAUCAUCAUACUUUGUAAUUAUGGGCCUCAUAUAAAGAGUUGCAUUAUAAUAAAAACCAUGCUGUAAAUGGUGAAAGAAAUAUGUCGGUGUUAAGGUUACAUGUACAUUCUUUUGGGGGAAUUUAUUGGUCUUUAAUGUAUAUUUAUGUAUGAUUUCAUAUACAGGUCACAAAAAAUGCUUUAAGACUAAUAGCAACAUUGUAUUGCAUUUCAUGUGGUUAUAGAAAAAACUGUAUGAUAUUCCAGGUGUAAAAUUGGUUCUGUUACAGGUAGGUCAAAGCUAUAGCUGAAUUGCAGUCUGAACAUGUGUUAACUUAACAUGUAUGUGAUACAAUAGAUAAUUUUGAGAGCAAAAUUUUCUUCAUGCACAAUCAGGUGCACACAUUUCAGUGGAGGAGCAUCUGCAUCUACCACCUUAUAAUAGAUUAUCUCAUCAUAUUAAAAGUGACCAAGGUCU